Penicillium cinerascens is the source of this 258-nucleotide messenger RNA. RefSeq lists its product as uncharacterized. Lineage: Eukaryota; Fungi; Ascomycota; Eurotiomycetes; Eurotiales; Aspergillaceae. The record is from RefSeq and is a predicted model, not a curated record. The transcript has a single exon. Bases 1 to 258 code for a protein of 85 amino acids.
AUGUCCGAAGCCCUGCCAUCCGCUAUCCCAGAUAAGCAGCGGGAUGAUCCGAAGAAAAGCUGGGGCGAUGCUGGCAAACCUUCUCGAGAACCUGGUAUCCAUGGUCCCGGGGCUUCCGCUUCUGCACCUGAGAAACCAAAGGCGCAUUCUAGCAAGGUUUUGAACAAACUUGAUCCAAAGCAAGAUUCGGAUGCCCUUGAGGCACAACGCAGAGGAGAGCUUGACACAUCAGAAAACAAGCCGGGUGUUUCGAAGUGA